Molecule: messenger RNA, 5533 nt
Organism: Strongylocentrotus purpuratus (purple sea urchin)
Lineage: Eukaryota; Metazoa; Echinodermata; Echinoidea; Camarodonta; Strongylocentrotidae
Gene: fcsk
Product: L-fucose kinase
Exons: 24
Coding region: 126-3059 (977 amino acids)
Biological process (GO): GDP-L-fucose salvage
Molecular function (GO): fucokinase activity
Source: RefSeq, a predicted model, not a curated record
GUUGUGAACAGUGAUGUUUUAGCAGAGUCUAAAAUCCUAAUACUUCAUGUGGGUCAAGCCUUCCCCUUUGACCCCUGUGGCCGUGGGUUCAUAACCUUCCCUGCAAGCAUGCUACUAGCGAGACCAUGGGUUACGAUGGACUUGUCACCAACAUUGAUUCCAUCAUUUAUACUAUCACAGCAAAGCUUAGUUUGGACAGUCCAGCUGGAGUAUGGGUGUCCAGUACAGACAUGAUACUGACCACUCCAGCCAAUAGUCAGAAGGUUGACUGGUCAGCAAGUGAGGACAGUGCAUAUAUCUUUGCAGUGCCUGCCAGCGAAAGCUAUGCCAAGAACCAUGGUGUUAUCAAGUUAAAUACAGAGGGUUUUGUGGAGGAUAUCUUUUACAAGCCUGUACCAACUCACAUGAAGCAGUGUACCCUACCAGACGGCAAGGUCUCUCUGGUCUGUGGUGUCAUCUUCUUUCCCUCAAGAAUCGCAGAGAAGCUUCUGUCCUGCCAUGUUUGUCCUCCUCUCGAUGCUUGCACAUACAUGGGCUUGGACAGCGGAGUCAAACCAAUACAGAUGUCUUUGUUCUUUGACUUCAUCCUCCCGAUGGCAGGCAGCAAGGAUGAGGAGGACUUCAUCUCAGGGGAGAGAAGUAAGGCCUACGAUAACUCAUUGUGCCCUCAUUGGUCCGAAGCAGAGUUGCAGGUCAGGAGGACGGCCAGGGCUGCUCUAUGGAACCAAUUCAGAGGGCUGAGAUUGAAAGGAGUGUUGUUAAAAGAUGCUCGUCAUGACUACCAGACUGUCAAUGCUGGAAUGCAUCUCCGCCAUCUUGUAAACUGUCCCGUGAGAGAUGAAGACAGUCAUUUUUCUUGGUCCAACACAACUCACUGCUUUAUAGAGGAGGGAUGCCAGCUGAUGGAAAACUGUCAUACCAUUAACUCUAUUGUAGGGUCAGGGGUUGAGGUCACAGGAAAGUCAAGCGUCAUCUUACACAGUCAUCUAGAGUGCAAGAUGAACAUAGCCAAAGAUUCCUACCUCAUGAAUAUUGACAAAGAAGCCUCUGAGGAGCUUGAGAAUCUGAGUUUACCAGACAGUGUGUUCCUGCAAGGCUUCAACCUAUGUCUUGGUCACUCUCCUAGUAUCAAGACAAAGGUCUAUACAGUCAUGGGAAAGUUUGAUACUAUCAUGAUACCCUAUGUGAAAGGAACCAGUACAUUCUGUAACAACCCUUGGGUUGUGUUCUUGACUAGAACAGGAGUGGACAGAGAUGAUCUAUGGGCUACCCACUUGUCUGAUUAUGAACGCACAUUGUACAAUGCCAAGCUCUUUCCGGUGAUGGCUUGCCAGAACUCAAUAGGCAUGAAGGAGGCCCUCUGGCUGCUGAAUGGAGAGAAGGACGAAGCCAUGCUGCAAAGAUGGCGGUCGUCAUGGAGAUUGUCGCUGGAAGAAAUCAUGAGCAAUAUUGACCUAUCAACAGAAUUCCAGUGGAGAAGGAAGAUGUUCUUAGAGGUUGGACGAAGGAAAGUGGAGGAUGUUUUGAUGAACAUCAGGAAUCAAGGCAUUCUACCGUUCCUCAAGUGUACCGUCAUAGAAGGAUGUGCCCAACAGAUGCUUGAUACACUGGAUGCCAUUGCCUGUAAGUGUAACUCAGCAGGUAUAGCAGCACGUUGCCUGGCCUGCAUAGCUGACGUUCUAGGUACGAUGGCUGGAGGUAAGGGAGGGUUGAGGAGUGGACCCGGAGGGAACAAGACUUGGACUGAUGCCUUCCAAUUACUUGAGGCAGGAAAGAUGCAGGAUGGGAUCCGUUCCCUUGCCAACCAUCGCUCUCAGUGGUUAGAUCGUCCUGAUCGUCUCAUGAGAGCUGCUCGGCACUAUGAGGGCGCCACACAGAUUCUCAUCAGACAUGCUAUCAUGCUGGCUAGACAGUUUAUCAAGACGAGUCCAUGUGACCUACCAGCGAUGGAUAAAUGGGUGACGGCCCUGUGCCCUUCACGCAUCGAUCUAUCUGGAGGUUGGACCGAUACACCACCGGUCACAUAUGAGUUUGGAGGAGCCGUGGUGGAUGCAGCCAUCCUCUUAGAUGGAGAAACGAAGAUCGGGGCAAAGGUCAAAAGGAUUCCUGAACCCAAGCUAGUCCUGGUCUUAGCUAAAGAGUCGGGAGGUACAGAGAUAGUCUGUGAAGAACUCAAGGACCUAGCAAACUUCACCAACCCACAAGCACCUGGAGCAUUAUUGAAGGCAGCAUUCGUCUGUGCAGAGGUCGUGACCUUUCCAAGCACUCAAAGUCUGAAGGAUCAGCUAGAGCAGAGAUACGGAGGAGGUUUUGUACUACACACCUGGGCAGACUUACCACAUGGUUCAGGUCUUGGUACUAGUAGCAUCUUAGCUGGUGGAGUGAUGGCUGCCUUAUGGAGAGCUUCAGGAAAGACUUAUGACCAAGAUUCUCUGAUUCAUGCUGUUCUUCAUCUUGAGCAGAUGUUAACAACCGGAGGUGGCUGGCAAGAUCAAGUAGGAGGGCUGACACCUCGGAUUAACAUUGGUCGUACCCGCCCUGGUCUCCCUUGCAAGGUUGAGAUCUCUGCUGUACCCAUCAGUGACGAGAACCAAGAAUACUUCAACCAACAUUUCAUACUGGUCUACACUGGCAAGACUCGACUAGCAAGGAAUCUCCUGCAGGAUGUGAUUCGUAACUGGUAUGCCAGACAGCCUCUCAUUGUACAGAACUGUCAGCAGCUUAUAGACAAUGCUGAAGAAUGUGCAAGGGCAAUACAGAGAGGAGACUUUGUGAAGGUUGGCCAGUGUAUGAAUACCUACUGGUCACAGAAGAAGAUAAUGGCACCAGGCAGUGAGCCUCGUAUCGUCUCUCAGAUGAUGGCUGCUCUUAAACCAAUCGUUCAUGGUCAAGUAUUAGCCGGGGCUGGAGGAGGAGGGUUCAUGUAUGUCUUGACCAAGGAGCCAAACCAGGCAACCAAUAUCAGAGAGAUCAUAGCUGGUAUUGAGGGCACCCAAGACGUGACUGUUCAUGAGGUGAAGCUAGACACACAGGGUCUACAGCUAGAGGUAGAGGAAUGAUGUAUACCCCCUCCCCCCCCCCCCCCCUCCCCCUCGUAGGGUUACUCACAUGAUGUUACUGCCUAUAAGGGUCAUUUAGACACAGGGUGUAUUGGUACUGGCGGUGGAAUGACUUCCUUACUAUAUAUAAGCAACAACUUCAAAGGAUUUUCUGAAAUAUUUCAUCACAUUUUCGGUGAAGCGACCAUCAUGCUUUUCAUGUUUGUUCAUGAUAGAGGCUUAUAGGUGUACAAGGAGAGCCAUAUUGUUUCAGAUUUGUAGGUUGGUAGUCUAGACAUGGAUUUAGGGAAAGACUUGUGAAUAUUUUUCUACAUGAGAGGACCUCAGUUAAUGGUAUAAAACUUUCAUUGAACAUGUACCUGUACAUCCAUCUCAUCAUAAAGCAAUUACAAGAUCUAAAAUUUUGCUGCGAUAUGUCUGGAUUAUUUGUUAUGAUUUUUAUCAUACAGUACUACAUGUAGAAUGCGAAUACAUGUAUUUAAAUGCAUUCAUACCAUUUUUCUUUUCUUUUUUCAUUUAAGUUCAAUGAAGUUAUUGUUGUGUAAUUAAAUUAUUGUCAUGCAGAAAUAUAAGCUGAAACUUAUUUAUAAAUCCACAGAAAUAAUAAGAACCUUGCCCAGUCAACUGGAAAACAAUGUCCGAUUUGAAAACCAAUUAAAAAAGAAAGAGCCCAUUGUAUUGUGUAAUAUUUCAUUCAGCAGCAAUGGAAAAUGUUAAUGUCUGGUUGUGUCUUUAUUGCACUGUCCAGACUAUUAUUCUGCAACUCGAUAUAUAAAACAUACUCAUCUCAUGACAGCUCUAGUGGAAAGAAAUAUAAUUCUUUUUUCAUUAGAUGUAUUUAAUGAUUCUAAACUCAUUAUCAUAACUCAAUAAUGAUAAACUCAAUUUGAUGUACUCAAUUCGAUAUACUAAUUUGUAUUUUAUAGUAAUAUGAGAUGCAUUGCAAUAGAUGGAAUUUUAAAGUAGAUUUUGGCAAAUCGAUUGGUGGUAGGUAUAGUUUUACUGCCUCUUUACAUUCAAUUUUGUUCUACAUGCUUGAAAUGUCUAUUUAAACAACUUAAUAGUUGAGGUGGUUGUAAUGAGACCAUAUUUACAAAUCUUGCCUUGUUGCUGCAUGAUUUAAGGAAAUUGAAGAAAUGAUUUAGAUCCCAGCUGAAUGAAUUUAAGUUUGUAAGUAUAUGUAGGAGUAAUUUUUAUAUACAGUGUCAUUACUGUGAUAAACAAGUGGCAGAGGAUAAGGAAACAUUUGUUUUUUCAUAAUACUGUUAAGUGUUUGAUUGUUUGUCUUGGGGGCAUUAAUUUCAUUAACAAAUCAAUUAAAUUGUUAUGAUAUAUCAAUAUACAUAUUUAUAUUAGAAUUCAUGGGGAAUAUUGAAUUUGUAUUGCUACAGGUUGAAGUUAUAUUUUAGUGUGUGUGUGGGUGUGCUUGAGUAGUGGGUAGGGGUGUGGUUGUACAUGUGUGUGUGUGAGGAUGAGGAUGUGUGUUUGUGUUUCUGUGCAUCUGUUAGGUCAUUACAGAAUUACUGAUCUGACACAAAUUACUUGAGAAUGAUCAUGAGUAUCACCAAAACAUCAUUACUGAUCUGACACAAAUUACUUGAGAAUGAUCAUGAGUAUCACCAAAACAUUCUUUUACAAGAGCUUAUUCUACUUUAUCUUACAGUGUUUAUUUGUGCAUACAGCUCAGUUUGAAUAACAAGACAUUGAUGAAUAAUUGUGCAAUUUUGUCUUCACUGAUAUCAUCGAUAAGAAUCUGUAACAAAAAACAAUGAUAUAUUCUAUAUAGUACUAAUGAUGAUUUUAUACUAACUUUUUCAAGCGCUUUACCAGUUACAAUGUAACUGACCGAAUUGCUUGCAGUUUUAUUACCCCAUUCACUGGAGUCAAUGAGUUUAUGUGAUGUUUUGCAGUCAGUGAAAAGAUUUUAAAAAACGAGAUAUUGCUUCUGUUUGUAUUGCAGAUUUGUGUUUAAAAGUGGUUUUAGUUCUGAAUAAUGAUUUAAUACGCAAUGGAACAGCAACUACACCAAAAUAUACAAUAAUUUUAUAAUCAAGUUUUUAAUGCCUAAGUGUAACAUAAAACAUACGGCCAGGAAGAUGUGUUCAUUAAAUGCAGUGUUAUCCCAUUUGAAACUCUUGUAUUAUCUACACAGUUUUUGUCUAUUCACUUUGAAAUCCAACUCACUCCCUUGCAAUCCUAUAUGACAACUUCAUCACAUAGCUGCUCUAUUAUAUCUAACAACUCACAUGUACAAGUUAUACCGUUCAUUGUGAAAAGUCACAAUCAUACUAAAUUUUGUAUAAAGAUACUAAUUGUUUUUAUAGAUUCUAAACUUACCUUGUGUGCUUUUUUUAAAUAAUUUAACAACUUAAUCUACAUGUUUUUCAAUUCAAUGUAAACUAGUCUUCCACUUUUAGUAUGUUUCAAUAAAAGAAUAAUGUGCAUGUGUGCAUUUAUUCCAAGAGAUGUAAAAA